AGCACCCUACCCUUCCUCCUCUCGCCGGGUUGGUGUGUGUCUUCCUUCCGGCUUGCCGAAGAAAGUUGAGGGAGGUUCAGCGGCAACUGGGCUUUAACAUAAUGGACAGCCAGGGAAGGAAAGUGGUAGUCUGUGAUAAUGGGACUGGGUUUGUCAAGUGCGGCUAUGCAGGCUCCAACUUCCCAGAGCACAUCUUCCCUGCGCUUGUUGGGAGGCCCAUUAUUCGCUCGACAGCCAAAGUCGGAAACAUUGAGAUCAAGGACUUGAUGGUGGGGGACGAGGCCAGCGAGCUGCGCUCCAUGCUGGAGGUCAACUACCCCAUGGAGAACGGCAUCGUCAGGAACUGGGAUGACAUGAAGCACCUGUGGGACUACACCUUCGGCCCAGAGAAGCUCAACAUCGACUCCCGCAACUGCAAGAUCUUGUUGACCGAACCACCCAUGAACCCCACCAAGAACCGCGAAAAAAUCAUUGAAGUGAUGUUUGAGACCUACCAGUUUUCAGGAGUCUACAUUGCCAUACAAGCUGUGCUGACGCUGUAUGCCCAAGGCCUUCUGACCGGUGUGGUGGUGGACUCGGGUGAUGGUGUGACACACAUCUGUCCAGUGUAUGAGGGCUUCAGCCUGCCUCACCUGACAAGACGCCUGGACAUCGCAGGCAGGGACAUCACCCGCUAUCUCAUCAAGUUGUUGUUGUUGAGGGGUUAUGCCUUCAACCACUCUGCAGACUUUGAGACGGUGCGUAUGAUGAAGGAGAAGCUGUGCUACGUGGGCUACAACAUCGAGCAGGAGCAGAAGCUGGCCCUGGAGACCACCGUGCUGGUGGAAUCGUACACUCUGCCAGAUGGUCGUGUGAUCAAGGUGGGAGGAGAGCGGUUUGAGGCCCCCGAGGCUCUGUUCCAGCCCCACCUCAUCAACGUGGAGGGUGUCGGAGUGGCGGAGCUCCUCUUCAACACCAUCCAGGCAGCCGAUAUAGACACCAGGUCCGAGUUCUACAAACACAUCGUGUUAUCAGGAGGAUCCACUAUGUACCCGGGCCUGCCCUCUCGGCUGGAGAGGGAACUCAAGCAGCUGUACCUGGAACGUGUGCUCAAGGGAGACGUGGACAAGCUUUCGAAAUUUAAGAUCCGGAUCGAGGAUCCUCCCAGGCGAAAGCACAUGGUGUUCCUGGGCGGAGCCGUGCUGGCCGACAUCAUGAAGGACAAGGACAACUUCUGGCUGACCCGCGAGGAGUACCAGGAGAAAGGAGUCCACGUGCUGGAAAAACUCGGAGUCACCGUCAGAUAAAGCACUGGACGGACAGACCCACACACACACACACACACACACACACACACACACACACACACACACACACACACACACACGACAUACACACACACACACGACAUACACGCAUCCCCCUCCCCCCCCUCGCCCACAUCGCAGAGUAUAUAUCUAUUUAUCCCUCUUCUUCUCUCUUUCGGCUCUUGAUACUACUCAAACAUCAGAGGGAGUCAGGCCGUCACCUCCUCCUCCUCCUCCUCCUCCUCCUCCUCUCUCUCUCUCCUCUGCCUUUCUUCUCUCCUGGUUUGGAAUUGGCUCACGCUUUUCCUCGCAAGCCCACGAGAACCAAUUCCAUCUUUGCAGAUUUUACACUGAAAACCCACCUUUACUUAAACCAUGAAUCGAAGAGGUUAAUGUUGCCCUUCUGGUGUAUUUUUGAAUCCGAUUUUCACUGAAGGUUAAACCCAGGGUGGGAAAUGUUAAUAACUCUGCUUGUUAACCUCCAAAUAGGUUUGUUGUGAGUUAUACUUGGCGGGUUAACCCACCAGCCGCUGCAGUGAGUGUUUUUAGGAAGUUGAGUUUCCUCCCUUGAUUAAACCUCCCGGAAGGGGAUAAAUUGAUGCAAAGCUUCUGUAAAUCUGUAAUAUCACAAUCAGGGUCCACCACAAACAGCCACGGGCCGCUUUCAGCAUCUGUUCCAGGUGAGCGAGAACUGAUCACAUUUUUAUGUCGGUUUUUUAUAAAAUAAUAUCAUGACUUUUUCUUUUCUGGGAGAGGGAUUUCUUUUUAUUGUGCUGUUCCUUUUUUUUUUUUUGUUGGAGUUCAAUUUAUUCUUUUAUUUUUCUUUUUCAUUGACAUUUUCUUUUGUUGCUGUGCACUACUACCAUUGUAAAUGGAGUGUAUUGUGGUAACCGAAGUUGCUCCAUGUUUUAUUUUUUUUUUUGAAGAAUCGAUGGUUGAUUUAUAAAGGGACAAAUACACAAAGGAAAGCCCCUGAGCUUGACAUCGGGUGUGUGACGGUACUUCGGAGUUUGUGGGCGGUGACACGAUGAUGGGAUGUUGGGGGGGAGGGGGGGCGGAGUGGGAGUGAUGCUAUUUGUUCCUCAUCAGACAGCCUCGCCUCUGCCUCCUCUCUCUGUGUAAAUCUCAAGCUGAAUAAACGGGUGUGAGCAGUUGUAGCAAUAUUACAAACUGUGACGACAACCUAGCACCUUACCCGUCGUAUUCCUUCAGAUCCACCACAGCACGGAGGCAGUCGCGGGUUGGCGAUGAGAUCGAUUUGAAUCUGGGCGCAGAGCACCGCAAAAGUGGGACAAAAUAAAACGGUAUUUUAUCGACGUUGAAAUACUGUUGAGACCGUAUUUAAGUUCUCCAGUCUUUGGCCCCCCAACGGUUGACUUAAUGAUUACUGGAGGCACUUCUACUUUUGAGUAUGAAAAAUGUUUUUUUUUUUUUUUUUUUCUUCCUCUUUCCAUGAACGUCUAUCCAGUGCCAAGUGCAGUUAAUGUUAACUGGAUCUCAUGAGUUAAUGUCUUUCUUUUGUCACUGUUUUUGUUUUUUAUUUUCCUGUGUUGUUCAUAGCAUAACUGCCUAACGCUGAUUUAAAUAAAGAAAAGUGAUUUAUAAGGA
Molecule: messenger RNA, 2894 nt
Organism: Perca fluviatilis (European perch)
Lineage: Eukaryota; Metazoa; Chordata; Actinopteri; Perciformes; Percidae
Product: actin-related protein 2-A
Exons: 9
Coding region: 102-1286 (394 amino acids)
Biological process (GO): Arp2/3 complex-mediated actin nucleation
Cellular component (GO): actin cortical patch; Arp2/3 protein complex
Molecular function (GO): actin filament binding
Source: RefSeq, a predicted model, not a curated record